GCCGCCGCCAAGCGAGCGCGGGGAUCGGGCGGAGCGAGCAGGCCGCGGCCCCGCCCGCAGGCAGCGAGCGGGCCGACGGGGGCCUCCCGCCGCAGGUGAGAGCCCUUUGUGCGGGCCUCGGGCCGGCGGGAAGUUGCCCCCCGUGCGUCCGCGGGGCCUCGGGGCGGCCCAUGGGGGCGGCGGGCCGCGGGCGGGGCGGGCCCGGCGGUGGGCUCGGGCCGCGGGGAGCCCCGGGCGCGGAGCCGUUCGCCGCCCGCUGAGCCCGGCCUGGAAGCGCCUCCGUUCCGUCUGGGCGCUCCUUCCGAGGGAUGAGCGGGACCCGGAGCCGGUCCCGGUGAAGCAGGCAGAGGGGAAGCUUCACGAGUACCUCCCUGCCUUGGCUCUGUCAGAGGUCGAUGUGCUCGAUGCUGGAGCUUCAGGAGGAGGUUGGGACCGGCAGAACUGCCUCACUGGGGCAGAGCUGCUCCCUGCGCUGCAUCGCUCGCCCUGCCUGCGUGUGAGCGCGUCACAGCCGGCACAGAGAAGGGCCUCCUCUUGUCUUCAAGGCGCUUGCUUCUACCUGCCUGCCUUUUUUUUUCUUUGUCCGAGAAAAGGAAAGAGAAAAAGAAAAAGCCAAACGGAAAACCGGAACACGCAGUCUGCAAAGAACUCCUGCAGCUCCAAGGAGGAGCCCGUGGCAUCUCGGCCUCCUCGCUUCCCAGGAUCCUGGCCGUGGGCUGGGUUUCCUGUCCUCGAUUUCAGGAUCGGUGCGGGGAAUCAGAGCCUUGGAUGCUUUUGAUUUGUAUUUUUACUUGAACCUUUCUGACCGAGAAGCUGAAGCUGUCACUGCUAAAACCCUGUUUUUUUUUCCCAAGCAUGUCAGAAAGCUGGCAGCAGCAACAGCAGCAACCGCAGCAGCCGCCGCCGCCUCCGCAGCAGCACCACGCAGGGACCACCGCCCUCCCGGAGCACUCCAUCCCACCCAGCAGCGCCGACAACCCCCUGGGCUGUGCCGUCUACGGCAUCCUGCUGCAGCCGGACCCGGGCCUGCAGCACCACCAGCACGCCCCGCUGCAGGCUGGGGAGCCGUCCCACAAAUGCGGGGUGUGUGGCCACGACCUCACUCACCUCUCCAACCCCCAUGAGCACCAGUGCUUGCCGGGCCAUGACCGCUCUUUCCAGUGCACGCAGUGUCUGAAGAUCUUCCACCAGGCCACCGACCUGCUGGAGCACCAGUGCAUCCAGGUGGAGCAGAAGCCCUUCGUGUGCGGCGUGUGCAAGAUGGGCUUCUCCCUCCUAACCUCGCUGGCGCAGCACCACAACGUCCACAACGGCAACGCCAUGAAGUGCUCCAUCUGCGAGAAGACCUACAAGCCGCCCGAGGCCGAGCACCCGCAGCCCCUCGAUCCCUCGGAGAAGCCCUACAGCUGCUCCAUCUGUCAGAAGACCUUCAAGCACCUCUCGGAGCUGUCGCGGCACGAGCGCGUCCACACGGGCGAGAAGCCGUACAAGUGCACGCUGUGCGACAAGAGCUUCAGCCAGUCGUCCCACCUGGUGCACCACAAACGGACGCACAGCUCGGAGCGGCCCUACAAGUGCACGGUAUGCGAGAAGACCUUCAAGCACCGCUCGCACCUGGUGCGCCACAUGUACGCGCACUCGGGGGAGCACCUCUUCAAGUGCAACGUCUGCGAGCUGCACUUCAAAGAGUCGUCCGAGCUGCUGCAGCACCCCUGCACGCCCAGCGGCGAGCGGCCCUUCCGCUGCGGAGAGUGCCAGAAGGCCUUCAAGCGGCCCUCGGACCUGCGGCAGCACGAGCGCACGCACAGCGAGGAGCGGCCCUUCAAGUGCGACCUGUGCCAGAUGAGCUUCAAGCAGCAGUACGCGCUCAUGCGCCACCGCCGCACGCACAAGGCCGAGGAGCCCUUCAAGUGCAACCUGUGCGAGAAGGGCUUCGUGCAGCCCUCGCACCUGGUGUACCACCAGCACGUGCACGGCAUAGAGAACCUCUUCAAGUGCAACGUGUGCCAGAAGGGCUUCAACCAGUCCUCGGAGCUGCUGCGGCACAAGUGCGUGCAGAACGCCGAGCGGCCCUUCAAGUGCGCCGUGUGCAACAAGUCCUACAAGCGGGCCUCGGCGCUGCAGAAGCACCAGCUGGCCCACUGUGCCGAGAAGCCCCUCAAGUGCACGCUCUGCGAGAGACGUUUCUUCUCCUCCUCCGAGUUCGUGCAGCACCGCUGCGACCCGGCCCGCGAGAAGCCCCUCAAGUGCCCCGACUGUGAAAAGCGCUUCAAGUACGCCUCGGACCUGCAGCGCCACCGGCGCGUGCACACGGGCGAGAAGCCCUACAAGUGCCCCUCCUGCGAGAAGGCCUUCAAGCAGCGCGAGCACCUCAACAAGCACCACAGCGUGCACGCCCGCGAGCAGCAGUACAAGUGCAUGUGGUGCGGGGAGCGCUUCCUGGACUUGGGCCUGCUGCAGGAGCACAGCGUCCAGCACACGGCCGAGGGCGCCUACCAGGUGGCCGCCUGCUUGCCGUGAGCCUCCCGCCCCUGGUGGCUUUCAGCUUGCAUGUGACGCUCCCGGGCCUCGGCCUCCCCUUCCCUCUCCUCAGCUGGAGGCGGCCUCCAGGGAGUGCUGGGGGAAAGGGGAGGUCCGGCGGGCAGGGGGAAGCUUUCCUCUGGCCUCCGUCGUCUGCAACCCCCGUCGCACAGGGGUUGACGGACGGUGCGAAAGGCUCAGAGAGAGUGGAGAGGAGAGGAGGGAGGUGAGAGGUGAGAGGCAGCGAUGCCUGGAGCUGCCUGGUGUCCCCUGGACUGUGCUUCCCACCGUACCCACGCUGCAGUGCCGGGAGCUGGCAGGGCUCUGCUCGGCCGCCCUCUGCAUGCAGCCUCUUUUCCCCGUCCCACCCAGUGAUUCUUCUUGCAGAGAGUGCUUGGGAGCAAAGCACAGCGCUCCCUCUGGGUGUGGUGUGCUGCUCGCUGGGGACGUGGCAGGUUUCCGUGCUGGGCUCUCCCAGUGUCGUUAAUCCAAACUCAAACGAGUGACUCGAGGGGACCGUUACAGACCAUUAGCAUUUAUCGACUGCCCCGACCUCCCCUGCUCUCCCUCUUUCUAGAGCGUAGAAAGGGAAAAGCCGUGGGGCUGCACACCUCCAAAAUGCACUUUGGCAUUGCUGCUCCUGCAGUUGGUGGCUCUCACACUUGGGAGUAGUUCUGAGCGAGCCUGCCCAUCCCCAUCCCUGCUGGCAGUGAGGGAAGAGCACCGAGCACCACACUGCCGGGAGUGUGGCAAGGAGAGUCUCUGCUCCUGGUUGUGAGCGUGGCAUUGAGCAGCUGCCUCCGGGAGGACCUCGCUCUCCUGUGAAGACUUACCUCCAAGCCCAGGCUCCUUCCCUCCCUGCGCUGCGUGGGCUGUGAGCAUACCUCCAGGGUCGGGCACAGGGACGUCCCCGCAGCUUGAACACUAAGGGGUGAGGUGAACACUACGAAGAGCCUGCAGCCUCAGGAAUGGUCUCGGCCAUCUCUGGUGGUGACCCACGUGGUGCUUUGGGGUGUCUGAUUUGCUGGGGGAACCAGUUCUGUCCAGAUGAAGUUGGGAGGACCCUUCCUGCCCCGUGGGGUUGGCUCCAGGGAAAGGGGAAGGUUAGCGGUGGGUAAAGGAGAGGUUAUUUUUCCCCUCUGGCGGGAGUCCUGAUUUACCCCUUUACUCUUUCUUUACCUCUUCCGUUUUUUCAGGUUUUGCACAGUUCUUGUAAAGAUCACUUAAAAAUAAAUCUCCCCUAGCAAGGUU
This is a messenger RNA of Gallus gallus (chicken), 3771 nucleotides long. It is a transcript of the gene ZNF319, whose product is annotated as zinc finger protein 319. The record is from RefSeq and is a predicted model, not a curated record. Lineage: Eukaryota; Metazoa; Chordata; Aves; Galliformes; Phasianidae. Gene Ontology annotation, molecular function: RNA polymerase II cis-regulatory region sequence-specific DNA binding; DNA-binding transcription factor activity, RNA polymerase II-specific. Bases 856 to 2520 code for a protein of 554 amino acids. Gene Ontology annotation, biological process: regulation of DNA-templated transcription. The transcript has 3 exons.